Molecule: messenger RNA, 1065 nt
Organism: Emericellopsis cladophorae
Lineage: Eukaryota; Fungi; Ascomycota; Sordariomycetes; Hypocreales; Bionectriaceae
Exons: 2
Coding region: 1-1065 (354 amino acids)
Biological process (GO): regulation of DNA-templated transcription
Molecular function (GO): DNA-binding transcription factor activity
Source: RefSeq, a predicted model, not a curated record
AUGGACACUCAGCGACCCGUUCUCGCCGACCAGACCCAGCAGAUCACAUCACCAGCGACCAUCAUGUCUGCGUCCCCGUCGAAUCGGUCCACCUCGCGACCAGCAUCAGCCGCCUCUGUUGAUGACGGCCUUUACUCCCCCACAUCCAUGCAGCGAUCCUCCUCUGCCGACCACAACAAGGUCUCCAAGCGCAAGGGUCAGUACUCCUCUCCUCCCGGUCUCGACAGACCACAGAAGAAGAAGAAGCAUAUUGACAUUGGCCACCCCAAAGGCACUCGCUCCGUCUCCACACUCACACCUGCACAGCUCGCUCGCAAGCGUGCCAACGACAGGGAGGCGCAGCGUGCCAUCCGCGCCCGCACAAAGGAACAUAUUGAGCGCCUCGAGGCCGAGCUCGAUGAGCUCCGAAGUGUCCACUCGCGCGACCAGGCGGUCCAGGAACUCCUUCGCCGCAAUCGCAUGCUCGAGGACGAGCUGCGCUCGCUCCGCGAAUCGGUCGGCCUCUCGAGCUCGCACAACUCGAGCAGCUACCACUCGGCCGCGUCUUACUCCAUGGUCGGCUCCCUCACCAGUCCACGGACCUCGCCGUACCCCUCCAGCGACUUCAGCGCGCCGCCGCCGCCGCCACCGCCCGGCAACCUACCUGACUACGCGUCCGCGGGCUACGGGCCCUUUGCUCCUGCGGCUGCUGCUGGCAAUGCACCGUCGUCAGCGGCCUCGGCCGAGAAUUGGGCUGCCCCUGGGUCGACCACCUCCGUGCCAUCCAACGUCUCCAGUCCGUGCUCCACCAACAACGAUGAGUACGGUACCGGUUCGGCUUACCUACCUACCAGCGCCCCGAACCCCAUGGUCCCAUCACCCGCUAGUCUGAGGCACCACCACGGUAUCAAGAUGGAGUAUGAAGACGGUAAUGACCAUGGAUUCCCUCUUGAGCAGCACCGGACAAGCAGCUCGUCGUCCAUGACGCUCGCCUCGAAUGGCUUCAUGCCGCCCCAGCAACACGCUGCCGCGUGGCCACCCACGUCCGGCAUGUAUUAUGCUGCCAUGCAGCCCCCCGUGUAUUAA